AUGCUCAUAGCCUUGGACUAUCUUUCAUCGGAAGGCGUUAUCCAUCGAGACGUUAAGCCGCAGAAUAUUUUUGACAUGACUGGAUCCAGUUCCCAACCCGGAUAUCGAUUCCAACUAGACGACUUUGGACUGUGUAAUGAAGCCACGAUCGCCGUUUCGACCUCCGGCUCACCGCCUUUUAUGGCCCCGGAAGUCUCUGAAAACAAUACUCUGCAGACCCCCAAGAUACUAGACAUCCAAGGCUAUCGCAAAAACGGUUUUCGACCACCGCAAGAGAACUUAGACGCUAUUCUCCGCGUAGCCGAGACCGAGAAAAUGUGUGAUAUCAAAGAGAUGGCUAGGCUGAGACCAGAUGAGCGUGCUUUCGCAGCGCAAAUGCUUUCAAAACUUUACGAUGGCGAUGGACUCACUACCUGUGAAAAUCAGAUCUAG
Messenger RNA from Metarhizium acridum CQMa 102, 432 nucleotides. The record is from RefSeq and is a predicted model, not a curated record. NCBI's taxonomy places the organism in Eukaryota, Fungi, Ascomycota, Sordariomycetes, Hypocreales, Clavicipitaceae.